Alosa sapidissima (American shad) is the source of this 2213-nucleotide messenger RNA. RefSeq names its product B-cell receptor CD22-like. Gene Ontology annotation, cellular component: membrane. The record is from RefSeq and is a predicted model, not a curated record. The coding region runs from base 180 to 2213 and encodes 677 amino acids. Gene Ontology annotation, biological process: cell-cell adhesion. The transcript is spliced from 17 exons. NCBI's taxonomy places the organism in Eukaryota, Metazoa, Chordata, Actinopteri, Clupeiformes, Clupeidae.
UAUGUCAGUCCACCACAAGGGUGGCUCUCUACUAAAGUGCAGAGCUGCUUGGGCUCAUUUACGGACUGAACUCAGCUCUCGGUGCAGUACUUUUGUGAUACUGAGCUGUUACUCAUUCACUGACCUGAACCUGGCACACAUUUGGAGUUUUAACAACAUUCUGGGUUGUGUGACUGAGAAUGAUGAACUGUCCAGCCUCCCUUGCUUUGGCAAUUCUGUUGACCAUUCAAGAUUCCCCAAAGAAUACAACAGUUUCAUUGUCAGAUCCUGGUGGGACAGUCAAGGGCAGAUCAAUGAUGCUGAACUGCAGCAGUGAUGCCAACCCACCAGUGGAGAACUACACCUGGUUUAAGCUGAAUGAGUCCACUGCAGUAGGAUCAGGACAGCAGUACAGCAUCACUAACAUCAGGUCUGUGGAUGGAGGACAGUACUACUGUGAGGCCAGGAAUAAAUAUGGAGCUGAAAACUCUACUGCUGUGUUCAUCAUAGUUGAAGGUGGCCAGAGCUCUGUCUACGCAGCUGUGACAAUCUCCAUCUGUGGAGCUGUGGGACUCUUCUGCUUGGUUUUCUUCGUGAGCAAGACUUGGAAGAAAGAAGCAACACGGACAAGGCAAGAACGGAGCAUGAACCCCAGCACCCAACCUGAUGCAGUUUAUCAGAACCUGAACCUCAACACCACCCAACCUGAUGCAGAUUACCAGAACCUGAACCUCAACACCACCCAACUUGAUGCAGUUUACCAGAGCCUGAACCCCAACAACACCCAACUUGAUGCAAUCACAUAUAAGGGCAUUCUCAGAUGUCAGAGUCAGGUUUCCCCUGUUCAACCAGAAGGGGAGCCUUCUCCCAUCUACAGCAGUGUGCAGGGCAGUCAGGAUCCCUCUGUGUCCAUGUUCAGCCCAGAGACCCUCCAAGGAACACAAAGACAUUUGCUGACAUUAGCCUUUGCCGAUGGUAAUGAGCCGCAAAACAUGGGUUUGCUGUUGUUGGUAAUAACCUCUCUGUCUGUGAUGAUCCUGGUCACAACUAAAGGUGUGUGUGGUCAGCAGUGGGGUGUCACUUACCAACCUGAGAGCAUCUGUGCUUUUGUGGGAGAUUCAGUGGACUUGUCCUGCUCUUACACCUACCCUAGUGCGCUGACCCUUAAAGAAACUUACUGGACAAAAGAGAACUAUUGGGAUUAUCGUGAUCUCUUUUCUGACAGAGACUAUAACUCCAGAAUCCGUGUUGAUUGCAGAAGAGCUGGGACAUGCCAGUUACGUAUAAACUCAUUAACUACAUCAGAUACUGGUCCGUAUAACUGCAGGAUUACAACACACACUGAAGGUGGAAAGUGGAUUGGAAAGCCAGGGGUCCAACUGUAUGUCAGAGAAGCCCAAGAUCCCCCACAGACUACAUCAGUGUCCAUCUGUCCCCCUGAUAAUAAUAUAGUGGAAGGAACACACGUGACUCUGACCUGUAUCAGCAGACCUGAUCUACAUGUACCAGUGCUGAGCUACAGCUGGUACAAGAGUGGUCAUCAUCUGACACAAGGAACAGAGAACACAUACAUCAUCCAUUCCUUCACAUAUAGACAAAGUGGAGCUUAUUACUGUUAUGUGAGUUACAGUAAUGGUGCCCCUGAGGGAUCAUCUAUAGUUAACCUGCAAGUUUACUAUGGUCCAAGGACUCCAGUGGUUGUGAUUGACCCUCCUGGGAAAAUAACUGAGGGAAGCAGAGUGACUCUGACCUGCAGCAGUGAUGCCAACCCACCAGUGGAGAGCUACACCUGGUUUAAGGUAAAUGAGUCCACUGCAGUAGGAUCAGGACAGCAGUACAGCAUCACUAACAUCAGCUCUGAGGAUGGAGGACAGUACUACUGUGAGGCCAGGAACAGACUUGGAUCACAUGUGUCUACUGCUGUAUCCAUCACAGCCAGGAACAAAUAUGGAGCUGAGAACUCAACUACUGUGUCCAUCACUGUUACAAGUUGGCAGAGCCCUCUCUCAACUGCUGUGAUAACAGUCUCUGUCUGUGGAGCUGUGGGACUCCUCUGUUUGGUUUUCUUAAUGAGCAAGAAAUGCAAGAAAAAUGCAACACAGACAAGGGAAGACCGGCCCUCCAACUUAAAGGCUCCCCCUGUUGGCCACACUGUUACACUGCAACCAGUGGCACUCAUGCAGAGAAGGAGAGAUCGUCCAGCACGGCAGCCCAAAGUCAAAGAGCACUUCUAG